Messenger RNA from Conger conger (European conger), 2774 nucleotides. Its product is annotated as complement C1q tumor necrosis factor-related protein 5-like. Lineage: Eukaryota; Metazoa; Chordata; Actinopteri; Anguilliformes; Congridae. The record is from RefSeq and is a predicted model, not a curated record. Bases 212 to 961 code for a protein of 249 amino acids. Gene Ontology annotation, molecular function: protein binding. The transcript has 4 exons.
UUCUGUUCUUUUUUGUCUGAAGAGACAGAGAAGGAGACUUCUCAGCUGUUGGAGGGGAAAAACUGACCUUAUCCACCAGACACGUCUCACUGGCUCGCUGGUACUGGUGCGUUUUCCACAAGGGAGGGGCAUCGAAGUGUCAUUACCAGACGGAGAGAAGGAACAGCAUCUCCAGAAGAGGAGCAGCUUUUUAUUUCCACAACGCGCCGCGAUGACAUCAUCAACCCUGUGGCCUUUCUCCCUCUCCCUCAUCCUGCUGAUGAACCUGUCCAAUCAGCUGGAGGACAACAAGAUCCCCAGCCUGUGCUCCGGACAGCCGGGCAUUCCGGGGACCCCCGGGGGGCAUGGCAGCCCCGGCCUGCCAGGCAGGGACGGGAGAGACGGGCGGGACGCCCCUCCCGCAGAGAAGGGCGACAAAGGGGAACGGGGAGAACCAGGGAUAUCUGGGGAGAGGGGAUACACCGGUGACAGUGGCUCGCACGGAGAAAAGGGCGAGAGGGGCCCCCAGGGGGAGUGCGCCGUGGCCCCCAAAUCCGCCUUCAGCGCCCGGCUGGCGGACAACCGCAGCACGGCCAUCCCCGUGGUGGACAACGCGGUGCCCUUCGGGGUGGUGGUCCUGAACGAGCAGGGCGACUACAACCCGGAGACGGGCCGCUUCACCUGCCGCGUGCCGGGCGUGUACUACUUCUCCGUCCACGCCACCGUGUACCGCGCCAGCCUGCAGUUCGACCUGAUGAAGAACGGCCACGUCACCGCCUCCUUCUUCCAGUUCUUCGGGAACUGGCCCAAGCCCACCUCGCUGUCGGGCGGGUCCCUGCUGCACCUGGUGCCGGGCGACCAGGUGUGGGUGCAGAUGCCCCUGUCCGAGUACAGCGGAUUCUACUCCAGCGCCAAGACCGACAGCACCUUCACCGGCUUCCUGCUGUACUCGGACUGGAAGAACUCCGCCGUCUUCGCGUAGCCCCAGGACGGUCUCACACACACACACACACACACGCAUAUACACACACACGCGCAUAGACGAACAGACACAUGCACAAUCCACCGAAAUGUCCCUGAGCAAGACACGUAAACCCCCAGUUGCUCUCGAUCAGCUGAUUGGUCAUUUGCAUGACAGCCUAUAGCCGUUGAUGUGUGAGUGUGAAUGUGAUUGAGAGACAUCGAUUUUAAACUGCAUUAGAAAAAGGCACUAUAUAAAUGCAGUCGAUUCACCAUUUCAUUUAGCCCCUUUUGAUCUGUUUGCUGAUUUGAUUUUGUGUUUGACCAUUGCCAUGUUCUACUUGACUCUGAUUUUUGCCUUAGCCCUUUGGUCUGAUUGCCCCAGUGUAUAUACACACACACACACUUACACACAUACGUAGAUGAACAGACACACACACGCACACUCAUGCGCAAUAUGAGAAACAGCAACUAAUCACUGAAAAACUCACGAUGCCAUAUGUCAAUAUUCAUACUUUUAACCAAGUCAACGUUUAGUCUCAAGAGACACGGGCCACCGUCUGUAAGACACUGAGCCCAAAUGAUAGACCUUACAGCUUGUGUUGGAUAAUGUGCAUUUUCAAGGUGAUUAUUUGCCUGUCUCAUCCACUAUGUACUUCUUGCUCUGUUAAUCUGACAUCAUGCUUUGCAUUACAAUGCUGAUUCUCUGCCUGCAGCUUGGUGUUGAUUGGUUUUCCCUUUGCUUUUAAAUCACCGCCUUCCUGAAUUUCUAUUAGAUAAGUGAGCAUUUGCGUCUGUGGAGACUGAUGAUCUAUGGACUUUGAGCAGCAUGGCGGCAUUUAAUAUAAUCCAACAUUUUGAGGUGUUAAAAAAAUGUUGCCAUAAAUUCCUUCAGCUAAAACGCAUACCAAGCAUAUGGGUCAAUUCUGUGAUCUUCUUAAAAUAAAAACAGCAACGUAUUAAACAAUAAUAUCUAAAAAAGUAUAUAGGUCAUUUGGACUUUUUCUUAAGGCCUUUAUAAAGCAUGUAUAACAUUGAAUUAGUAUUUAAUAAACAAUAAAUAAGGAGUUUAUGUUCUAGUACGAGUCCAUAGUAACACAAUUGAAAGGAAAAUAAAUGAUGCAGAAUGGAAACUUGUUAACAUAGCAAGGAUCAUCGAAUCACAGUCAUCAAGGGCAAUAACAUUAAUUGCUGGUUUUCUACCCUCCCUUUACCUGGUGUGAAGAUAGUCUGGCCAAUCAGUGGCACUAAUUGUUCAGUUAAUUACCAGGGAGAAAAAGAAAACGAGGCCUGGCUUUGGAUUUGAGGGCCAGAUUUGAUGUUCCCUGCUCUACAAUAUGGGAAACAUCAAUCCCUUGCAUCUACUAUCAAGUGGUAACAUGCUCAUUAAGUUUGUCUGUAUGUUUUAUGAAUGUUCUAACGCAGGGUGUGACCAGAAAGCAUGUGUAUAUCAUUGUACUAAUUUGUAUCUACGUAUACUAUGUUAGCUAUCUCCAAUCUUUUGGCUAUCACUGUUGAAUGGUUGAUUGUAAGUCAUUAUAAGCGAUUGUUAACCUGUUAAUACUGUCAUCUUUGAGCACCGUUGGAAUGAAAGAUAAAAACAGGAGGUUGGGAAAGAUGCACUGUGCCCUUUGUCUCCCUGAUAACUUUGGUUGUAUUUGAAUGCUUAUUGCUGCAUCAGUUGAACCAAAUGGAUGUUAUAAUGGACAGUGGGUUUCCUGUAACUGUGGUGAAUAUUCCUCAUUGCUUCCGUUGGUUUGAUAAUGUAAUAAUGGACACUGGCCUCCAUGGCCAACGUACUGUAGCCAAAGCAAAUAAAGCAACAUGAUCUCGCA